AUGAUUGUGAGCCAGUUGCCAUAUGUCAGCUCACAAUUGUGUGACUGCAGGGAUGCUGCAAAGGCCAGAAUUUUGAGGACCAGAUCAUUCAUGGUAGACUAUAAUUUAACCAAAGGAGAACCUUCCCAGCAGUCAGAAGCUUCAACAAGUCAAGCUCCCAAUUCAGUGGACUCCAGUCGGAAUCGCAGGUCCUCUGUUGCUUCUGGAUCUUCCCAGUCAAGUUAUCGAAGUCCGAAAGAUGCUCUACGCCAUCGCAUAUUGCACUUGUCUGAAUUGCUGCGGGUAGAGAAGGUCAAUCGUGAUGAGAACCUCUCCACUUAUGUGGAACUGGUAAGCAAGGCUGAUCGGGAAAAGGCACCCUCCAUCCGUCAAGCAUUUGAACGUAUCAACCAACGCUCCUCGGCUAAUAUUGCUCAUCUCGAACAGCGUCUGCAGGAUUGCAUAGCCCAACUGAAGAGAUUAGAACAGAAGAUUUUCUCACCUGCAGACAGCAGUUCCUCUCCCCCACCCCAAACCCUCAAGGUCAAUGUGACCCAUCAAGGGCCAUAUAACAUAUUCAAGUUCCGCCCUACAGAAGCUCCUCUAAUAGAAGAAUACUCCAUCCAAGAAAGUGCAGAAAAUGAGUCUAUCACAGAGGGAGGCUCAAAGCAGUAUCUUGAAGAGGAGGUAAAAAAGAAGCUUCAGGACCUGAGGAACCAGAUCACGGAGCUAAAAGAAUAUCACAAAGCCCUGGACAAUCAGAGGAACAUGUUAGAUGAAACUUGGAAAGCUGAUAAAAAGCAAAUUAUGGAACUCCUACAGGAGGAAAAGAAAAGGCACUAUAACCUGGAAAUACAAGUGAAUGAUGCGAUACAGCUAAAUCUCAAUGAAAUCACCAACCUCAAACAUGAUCUGGCUUGCACUGAGGAGAAGAUGGUGUAUCAAUCUUAUGAGAGGUCACGGGAUGUCUGGGAGGUGCUCGAUUCCUACCAGACCCGGCUUGCCAAACUGGAGCUGCAGCAGCAAGCCCAACAACAGGAGGCAAUGGAGAUGCCCCAGGCGAGUAUGUAUAAGCUUUAUGGACAGCUCAUGAACCUUCUAUUGACCAUAGCUGCCAUUAUCCUGGUGUUUUUUUCAACAAUUUCAGCUUUUAUAGUGCCUCUUCUGCAUACUCGUAUGCGGGCCAUAUCCACUCUCCUUGUGAUCACCAUCAUAACUCUUGCAUGGAAUUACUUCCCUGACAUUAUUGAGUCAGAAUGGAAAACAUGGCUUCCUUCAUUUGGAUAG
Messenger RNA from Protobothrops mucrosquamatus (brown spotted pit viper), 1266 nucleotides. It is a transcript of the gene TEX28, whose product is annotated as testis expressed 28. Bases 1 to 1266 code for a protein of 421 amino acids. The transcript has 5 exons. Lineage: Eukaryota; Metazoa; Chordata; Lepidosauria; Squamata; Viperidae. Gene Ontology annotation, cellular component: endomembrane system. The record is from RefSeq and is a predicted model, not a curated record.